This is a messenger RNA of Cooperia oncophora, 702 nucleotides long. NCBI's taxonomy places the organism in Eukaryota, Metazoa, Nematoda, Chromadorea, Rhabditida, Trichostrongylidae. The record is from the annotation of a GenBank genome assembly.
AUGGAGCGUUAUGAUCGCGCUAUUACAAUCUUCUCACCCGAUGGACACCUUUUCCAGGUUGAGUACGCACAAGAAGCCGUGAAGAAAGGUUCCACCGCAGUCGGUGUUCGAGGAAAGGACUGCGUCGUGAUCGGUGUGGAGAAGAAGUCGAUUCCGGCACUCCAAGAUGACAGAACGAUCCGAAAGAUCCAUAUGAUCGACGACCAUGUGAUGCUCGCUUUUGCUGGUCUGUCCGCUGACGCUCGUGUACUCGUCGAUCGUGCUCGCAUCGAAUGUCAAUCAUACAAGUUAACUCUUGAAGACCCUGUGACAGUAGCAUACAUUUCUAGGUACAUCGCAAAUACUAAACAGCGUUUCACGCAAUCUCCUGGUCGCCGACCGUUUGGAAUUUCGAUGUUGAUUGGCGGUUUCGAUUUCGAUGGACAUCCACGGCUUUUCAAAACGGAACCUUCUGGUGCUUAUUACGAAUAUCUGGCGAACUCUACUGGUCGCGGUGAGAAACCCGUUCGCGAGUAUUUGGAAGAACAUUACGGAGAUGACACUAUUAAGGACGAGGCGUCUACUCUCAAACUUGUGGUUAAGGCUCUUUCUCAGGUGGUUCAAUCGGGUGCUCAAAAUAUCGAGAUUGCCGUAAUGAAGAAAACUAAUGUUGUAGAACAAGAACGUGAAGCAGCAGAGGCAGAAGAAGCGAAAAAGAAGUAA